AUGGAAGCAGUGUGGCAAGACUGUGUGUGCAGCUGUCAGUCUAAACAAGAUCGAGGAGGUCUACCUCCCGUUUGCGCUGAAGGAUGGAGAGGUCCUUUCUGUGAUGUUCCCGACUGCAGUCCAUGGCCUUACUGCUCUGACAAUGGCAACUGUACAAUACCACAAAGGGAUCAAGCCGAUCAACAUCCAUACUGUGUGUGUGAGCCUCAGUGGAUUGGCAGAGGAUGUCAAAUUGCAAGACCGAGAAGAAUAGCAGGAGAUCCACAUUUGGAAACUCUUGAUGGUUUCAGCUACGACUAUUUUGAUAUCGGAGAGUUUUGGUAUUGCAAAAGUCGUGACAAUGACUUUGGAGUUGCAACACGAUUUUUCAAGUAUCAACGAGUGUCACUCAUUGGGGCUGUAGCAAUCAAGGUGGAAAGUAAUAUUGUAACAAUUACAACUCCAUACAAUCCUUCUCCAAAUGAUCUCCCUUUUGUGAGAAUUAAUGGUGUUGUCGUGGCUCCACUAAAAGAAGAUAAACUGAGUUUAGCUAAUGGCAGAGUGCAUAUGGAAGUCACUAUUUAUCAUAAUGAUUCCUCAUCAGCAAAUGAAGAAGACAGCGGCACCAUUAGAGCUCUCGUUGCUUUCCAGUGGUAUAAUGAUGUCUACUUGUCUGUUGAAGUUCGCUACAGUCCUGGCAUGAAAAGACAAUUCAUCAAUAUUCUCUUCUCUCCAGUUGCCACAUUCAAAGGCAAAACAGAUGGUCUGUGUGGCUACAUGGACGGAGAUUUGAAUAAUGAUCUGUUGGGAUCAGAUGGAAUCACUUAUUCACUACAGGAUAACGUGACAUUUGCAAAGACAUGGAGAAUCACGCAAACGUUUAGUGGCUCUGGUUUGAAUGGCACAUGGUCUUGGUCUCACUCCAACUUUCACAAAGACGAUGUGAUGGAUAUCUCCUACAACGAUCCUACAUUUGUACCACUAUACAGCAUUGCAGACUUGCAACCAUCUCUCAGACAAGUAUGA
Messenger RNA from Corticium candelabrum, 1005 nucleotides. RefSeq lists its product as uncharacterized. NCBI's taxonomy places the organism in Eukaryota, Metazoa, Porifera, Homoscleromorpha, Homosclerophorida, Plakinidae. The coding region runs from base 1 to 1005 and encodes 334 amino acids. The record is from RefSeq and is a predicted model, not a curated record. The transcript is spliced from 5 exons.